GGGAAGAAGGCCUGGCGGGGACUGCGAAACCCAUGGCUGCCGCCGGGAAGCUCAGCACCUUCCGCCUCCCACCGUUGCCCACGAUUCGAGAAAUCAUUAAGUUGUUCAGACUGCAAGCACUGAAGCAGCUGUCCCAGAACUUUCUCCUGGACUUGAGGCUGACAGAUAAAAUUGUAAGGAAAGCUGGCAAUCUGACAAAUGCUUAUGUUUAUGAAGUGGGCCCCGGGCCGGGGGGAAUCACAAGAUCUAUUCUCAAUGCCAAUGUUGCCGAACUCCUGGUGGUUGAAAAGGACACUAGAUUCAUUCCUGGAUUACAGAUGCUUUCUGAUGCAGCACCUGGAAAACUGAGAAUUGUCCAUGGAGACGUGUUGACAUUUAAGAUAGAAAACGCUUUUCCAGGAAGUCUUAAAAGACAGUGGGAGGAUGAUCCACCAAAUAUCCAUAUUAUUGGAAAUCUGCCUUUUAGUGUAUCAACUCCACUGAUUAUCAAGUGGCUUGAAAAUGUUUCCUGUCGAAAUGGGCCUUUUGCUUAUGGCAGAACCCAGAUGACUUUGACUUUUCAAAAGGAAGUGGCAGAGAGACUUACAGCCAGCACAGGAAGCAGACAGCGUAGUCGGCUCUCUGUUAUGGCCCAGUACCUCUGCAGUGUUCAACACCUCUUUACAAUUCCAGGUCAAGCAUUCAUCCCCAAACCAGAGGUGGACGUGGGCGUGGUGCGCUUCACUCCCCUGAUAGAGCCCGUGAUAGCGCAGCCAUUCCAGCUGGUGGAGAAGGUCGUCCAGAACGUAUUUCAGUUCAGAAGGAAAUACUGCUACCGAGGACUGGGAAUGUUAUUCCCUGAAGCUCAACGCUUAGAAAGCACUGGAAAACUGCUGCAGUUGGCAGAAGUGGACCCCACUCUCCGGCCCUGUCAGCUCUCUCUCACACACUUUAAGAGCCUCUGUAAUGUUUACCGGAAAAUGUGUGACGAAGACCCACAGCUCUUUGCCUAUAACUUCCGAGAAGACCUCAAGCAGAAUAAAAGCAAAAAUCAGAACAAGGAGGUGCAUCAGGAGAGUUGUGGACUUUAGCUGUUACUUUAGACGCUAACAUUUCUUCUGUGUGUAAUCUUUUGUCUUACAAAGGAUGACGAUACAAAUGCCAACGACCAGAUGAGACUUCUUUUCCUUUUACUGUACAGGUUGGUAGAGAAAAUAAACAU
Molecule: messenger RNA, 1201 nt
Organism: Trichechus manatus latirostris (Florida manatee)
Lineage: Eukaryota; Metazoa; Chordata; Mammalia; Sirenia; Trichechidae
Gene: TFB1M
Product: transcription factor B1, mitochondrial
Exons: 7
Coding region: 33-1070 (345 amino acids)
Biological process (GO): transcription initiation at mitochondrial promoter; rRNA methylation
Cellular component (GO): mitochondrial matrix
Molecular function (GO): rRNA (adenine-N6,N6-)-dimethyltransferase activity; mitochondrial transcription factor activity
Source: RefSeq, a predicted model, not a curated record